AUGGUACUGUUUAAAAUCAUAGAAACAGUACUGACUAUAGUGUUGCUUUCAGUAGCGACGGGGGCAAUCUACAGGCUCUACUUCCAUCCAUUAAGACACAUUCCCGGACCCAAGCUUGCAGCACUUACCUGGUGGUAUGAAUUUUAUUUUGAUGUUAUUCAACCAGGGCAAUAUGUCUUUCAAAUCAAGAAGCUUCAUCAAUCAUACGGUCCAAUCAUUCGCAUCACCCCAGACGAACUUCAUGUCAAUGAUGUUGGAUUUCUUGAUACAAUCUACGCACCCUCAACGUCCCGAAGGGAUAAGUAUGCUCGAAAUAUGAAGCAGCUUCGGGUUCCUGGAGGCAUUGGCUCUACGGUAUCUUUCGAUCUCCACAAGAAGCGCCGCGAAGCUUUGGCUCCGUUCUUCAGUAAAAGAAAUGUUCUCUACUUGGAGCCAUUGAUUACUGGAAAGGUCCAACAGCUCUGCAAUUUGAUUGCCGUCUCAAAUGCUCAUACCUUCAUGCUCACCAAAUAUAGUAUGGCCGAGAACUUUUUAUUUGCCCAUGAAUUCAACAACCUUGCAGAUGAGAAAAAGGCUGCGUUACUUUGUCGUAAUACCUAUCAGCUGUUGAGAGGUGUCCACAGAAACAAACAUUUGCCAUGGAUUCCUGAUAUUCUCGAGAAACUCCCGCCAUCCAUAACCAAGCCAAUGAUGCCGCCUGGACUGGUUGACAUGUUCGCUUUAUUCGCAAGAGUCCGUGCCGAGCUAGUAGCCAUCAUAGCAGCCAAAGCCUCUGGAAAUACCAACAAAUCACUGGGUCCAACAGGAAAAGAAUCGGUAUAUGACUCUGUCUUAGACAAUGCUAGCUUGCCAGAAUCAGAGAAAUCGCUACCGCGCCUCCAAAACGAAGGAGCACUUCUCGUACUCGCCGGUACCGAAUCCCCCGCCAAGACAUUGAGUAUCGUAUUUUACAACCUCAUCACGCACCCCCUGAUUCUCGCUCAACUUCGUAAGGAGCUCAGCACCCUCCUCACCAAUGCAACAUGGACUCAACUCGAGCAGCUCCCCUAUCUGUCUGCUAUUAUUGGGGAAGGAAACCGACUGGCUUUUGGUGUCACUGCUCGCACAGCUCGGAUUUCCUAUGAACCACUCACAUAUACUCCAUCUCAAUACGCGAGUAAUCCUUUAAAAUUCAGCAGAAGCUAUAUUAUUCCAGGAGGCACACCAGUUAGUACAACGACUCUUAGUGCGCAUACGGCCGAGAGUGUAUUUCCGGACCCUUUCAUUUUCAAACCAGAACGAUGGUUAGGAGAAGAUGGUCGCCUGCUCCGGAAAUUUCGGACGGCGUUUGGAAAAGGGGGACGCAAGUGUUUGGGUAUUGAACUGGCACGUACGGAAUUGUUGUUGGCGACGGCGGCGUUGGUAAGAAAAUUCGAGUUGAAGCUGUGGAAUACGGAUGAGCGUGAGGUGGCUUUCGUGCAUGAUUAUCAGGUGGCGCAUUCGAAUCUUGACUCGAAAGGAAUCAGGGUUAUGGUAGAUAUACUUUGA
Messenger RNA from Sclerotinia borealis F-4128, 1527 nucleotides. The record is from the annotation of a GenBank genome assembly. NCBI's taxonomy places the organism in Eukaryota, Fungi, Ascomycota, Leotiomycetes, Helotiales, Sclerotiniaceae.